AUGGCUCCCAUUGACUCUCAUCUCGCCCCGCGUGACUCGAAUGGCUGCCCGAGUACACUCUCCGGCGGCUCGAUCGCCGGAAUCGUGAUCGGCUCCAUCUUCGGUACGCUUUUUCUUAUCUGGCUCUGGCGCUUCUUGAAACUACCUUGGGGCGGUGACGACGGGUCGGAUGUCGGAUAUCGACCUCCUAUUACUCGGACCGCAGCUGGGGACGAGAGAAGGCGAAGAAGACGACGGCCAUCCAAUGUGGAUUACUAUGUGGAGAAGCCGCGGAGUAGUAGUUCACGACGAUACCGUGACGAGGUACGGCGACCGGCUAAGGUAUACUUAUCAUGA
Messenger RNA from Penicillium daleae, 336 nucleotides. RefSeq lists its product as uncharacterized. The transcript is spliced from 2 exons. Lineage: Eukaryota; Fungi; Ascomycota; Eurotiomycetes; Eurotiales; Aspergillaceae. The record is from RefSeq and is a predicted model, not a curated record. The coding region runs from base 1 to 336 and encodes 111 amino acids.